This is a messenger RNA of Scaptodrosophila lebanonensis, 1652 nucleotides long. Its product is annotated as serine protease snake. The record is from RefSeq and is a predicted model, not a curated record. Gene Ontology annotation, biological process: proteolysis. The transcript is spliced from 3 exons. Gene Ontology annotation, molecular function: serine-type endopeptidase activity. Bases 416 to 1570 code for a protein of 384 amino acids. Lineage: Eukaryota; Metazoa; Arthropoda; Insecta; Diptera; Drosophilidae.
GAAUUUUUAAGUGUUUCACAGGUAUUUAUAUUUAAUGUAAAAUUUGGUAAACAUCGCAAAUUCCCGCACAAGCUUUAUGCAACGGGCGGUCUGUCCGCGCUUGACUAUAUCUUCUUUUAAGCAUAGAUAUGUAAGUAUUUACAUGUAUAUUUUAUAAGCUGGUUUCCACAUACAUAUGUGUGUAUGUAUGUAUAUGUUAUAUCAACUUGCGGAUUCUCAAAUUCCCCAGCGCUGCUAUAAUUCAUAAUCUUCAACUAACUGUAGAUUUGCCCCCAAAAGCUAAAGCAACUUUUUUGCUGAUUGGCUGACCCCAAAGAGCAUCAUUCGGGGUAUUAGCUGUGAAAAAAAGGCAAUAACAACAACUAUAACAAAGUACACUGCGUGUGUGUGUGUGCGUGAGGCUUGAGUAGAUUGGAUGCUUAUAAUAAAAAAACCUGUCCAGAGCAAUCAGAGGGUCGGUUAUUCUCUCGAACAGCAUCGUGUUGGUUUCGAUCGCCACUUGAAGCUUCAAAACAAACGCGCACGAAAAGUUAUAAAAGGCAGACGGUGUGGUGCAGGGGCUCUUAAGAAAAUAAAACAGUCGGUAAACAAUAAUCUUGAACAAAAUAUGCAAAUACUUUAUUUAAAGAAAACAUUAGAGUCGUUACUGCUGACGGUGGUGUUGACGCUCCUGAAGGGCGUUAUUGGUCAAAAUUUUGAUACCGCCACAUCCUGCACAGAGUUAAAGAAGAGCAUCUUCGAGGAACGAGUGGGCUUUAGUUUCCUAUUUCCAGGUGCGCCCAUCCAAUAUGAGACCUUCGAUAAUUGCCAAAGCUAUACGCCAUUGAUAGUCAACGGGCUGCCUGCGGAGCCUAUGGAAUUUCCCCAUAUGGCACGAUUGGGGCAUCGCACCGUAAAUCCAGCCAGCACCGAAUGGUUUUGUGGUGGCACGCUGAUCAGCAAGAGAUUCGUGCUUACAGCCGCACAUUGUCUUGAGACGCCACAGGGCGAGAUAAAUAUCGUGCGUUUGGGCGAGCUCGACUUUGAUAGCGAAACCGAAAAUGCCAAGCCACAGGAUUAUGCUGUCGAGGACUACAUCAAGCAUCCAAACUUCACAGAUCCAGAGCUCUACAACGACAUUGGCCUCAUAAAAUUGGCAGAGGAUGUAGGGUUUGAUCGUUAUAAGCAUCCCGCCUGUUUGCCCUUCGAGGACGGCUACCAAUUUGACUUCUUUAUAGCCACUGGUUGGGGCAGCACAGGCCUGGCUCAGAAGUCUUCCCCGAAGCUGCAAAAAGUGAAAUUAAGGCGUUUUGCUGACGAGCGUUGUCGCCGUGUGAUUGAACGCGGCUAUGAGCUGCCUCAGGGCUUUGAUGCUACCACCCAGAUGUGUGUAGGCUCCAAUCAGACCAAGGAUACUUGCAAUGGCGAUUCUGGUGGUCCCAUUUUAGUCUAUCACAAAGAUUAUCCAUGCAUGUACCACGUCAUGGGCGUUACUUCCGUGGGUAUUGUGUGCGCCAAACCAACUGUGCCCAGCAUUUACACCCGUGUCUAUCACUAUUUGGAUUGGAUCAAGGAAACUUUAGCAAAGUGAAAACGACUUGAACAUAUGACUAUAAUUCAAAUUAUGUAUACCUCAAUUUUAAAAUAUAAGAAACAAAUACUUGAUUACCGAA